Molecule: messenger RNA, 9656 nt
Organism: Dunckerocampus dactyliophorus (ringed pipefish)
Lineage: Eukaryota; Metazoa; Chordata; Actinopteri; Syngnathiformes; Syngnathidae
Gene: wdr27
Product: WD repeat domain 27
Exons: 24
Coding region: 253-2652 (799 amino acids)
Molecular function (GO): protein binding
Source: RefSeq, a predicted model, not a curated record
GUAAACGAACAUCACUUCAAUUGACAAUCUUAGCAAAGCGAACCCACACGUCUCCUAGCAACCGCAAUAACGUUUGGUCACACGAGGCAGUUCGAUGUGUUUGAAAGUACACAUAUUUUAAAGUUAGAGCAAGACGUUCUUUAAACAAAAAAUGCCGGCGGAAUACUGGUUAAACAACACUUAAGUCGUGUUCUAUACGCUUUCAAAGACUAACAACAAGCAAUUGAUCAGCGGGUUGACAGGUGAAGAAGGAUGAUUGUUGAAAGGCUCAAACUGACUUGUGACAAACUUGUGUCGCACAGGCAGCUAGCUUGUAGUCAGUCUUUCACUGGCAUCCCUCAGCGUGGCACGGAUAUUCUCAUUUACACUCAUUUGGACGUUGACCAGAAGGCCUUAUUGCUCACUGGCCAUCAUGGUGAAAUCACCUCCAUGACUUUUGGGAAAAUAAGCUUACCUGUCCAAUUCUGUUCUGCAUCUGCUGAUUAUGUUAUUGUAUGGAAUUUGCACGUGUGCCAGAGAAACGUCAACCAAGAUAAAGUAGCAGCUGGGACAAUCAUUGGGACCUCACUUGGAGAAGUGGUCCAUCUUUCCUUCUGUUUCUCUGAUGAGAGAGUGGCUGCAUGCUCAGGACCUACUGCAUAUGUUCUCAGCUCACAGAAAGAGGAAAUUAUCUCGGCAUUGACUGGUCACUUGGGACCUGUAACAUCAGCAGAGUUCUGUCCAUGGAAUAAAGACAUUCUUAUAACCACAUCAGAGGACAGAACAUUCAAGGUGUGGGAUUUAAACACUGAGACUGUGUUCUACCAAUCGUAUGUACUAUCAGCUUCUCCCCUGCUCAGUGUGCUCUUCAUGAAGGAUAACAGGCACAUUGUCACCGGCUCCACAGAUGGACAGGUUUGGUGCUUUUCUCUCCGUGAAGAUUUUACUUGUCAGCUCGUGACCAAAAUAGACCUUCACAAAAGUGAACAAAGACAUCAAGCAGGAAUGGUUGAACAGUCAUCUGAAGCUAAGGUGGACAUUUCCAAACCUGUUCUGAAAAUGGCUCCUUUUGGCUCAUGUAAUGACUUCAGUGAUGCAGAGAAAAAGGACAAGAGCUGGCUAUGUAUUGGAAGCACUGACGGCCUGUAUGUGGUCGAUCUGGCUACAUCAGAACUGAUCACAGUUCUGUAUUUCAAAGACUACCUCGGUUUGAGUGUCACAAUGGCUGGGUCUUGGGUCUUCUCUGAGCAGUCUAACAAUUCUGUGGUGUUUUUAGUGAGCUCUUUGUUUACACCGUGUGUGAGCCUGUUGGAGUUUCGUCUGGGUGAUGCAGGGAGUGUCUGUGCUGGAAAUCAAGGCUUUUCUGUAUUUUCAAGUUCGCCCCCACUGCUGGAGUCUCCUCUAAAUGCUGAGCUGAAGAAGAAGGAGCCCAAUCAUGCAAGGAAAAAAGGUGGAAUAAAGGAACAGCCACUUGUUUUCCACUCAAAUGUCAAAUCAUCUGGAUACACAAGCUCCCCAAGGAAGCAAAUGUUUUCACCCAAAACAAAUGCUCAAAAAAUUCAGUCCUCUAUGAAGACCAAGAAGAAAAAGGGUUUACUCCUCAAAGAUUACCCAGAAGACACUGCAGCACCUACAGUUCUUCGUGCCCAUCUGAGUAUUACUAAUAAGCCAAUGUACUGCCUCCAGUAUUCAGGUGAUGGAAGGCAAAUCCUGUGCGGUCUUGGCGACAGCUCUGUAUUGUUGUACAAGUCUUCCCUUACUGGCAAUCCAGCUGUGUAUACAGGACAUGACAAGCCAGUGAGCAGUGUGAGUUGGAGCCUCAACAGACACUGCUGGUUAAGUGCAUCACAUGACCAGACUUUGCGACUUUGGACUCAUGACAUCCCAGAGCCUGCUGUCAUCAUGAGGAAACAAAUGUUCUCGAAACCUAUCAAAGGUGCCCAGUUUUAUUACCUGGACAAGUUUUUGCUUCUGGCAUCUGGAGACUCACUGCACUUGUAUUUGUACCAUGUGGAUGUCACACACGAUGAUAUCAAAAGAUACGAGCAUCGGAGUUUUGUCAAAUUGGCAAGAUGCUUUUCAACAUCCUCUGGAGCAGAUAUUACAGACUUGUCUGCUAUCAAUGAUUUCUUCUCCUACAUUGUUCUGGUGUGUGCCUCCGAUCGGUCCAUUCAAGUAUUUGACAUGAACACAGGUAGAGUGGCUGCAGAACUGCCUGAUGCUCACAGCAGAGCCAUCCACUGCAUAACACAGAACAAGGGCUCAAUGUUCAGCACACAGGCACCGGAAUCAUACAACCUCUUCCUCACCAGUGCAGUCACGGAUGGUGUGAAGAUGUGGGACCUUCGCACACUUCGGUGCGUGCGCCGUUAUGAAAACCACAUCAAUCGCUGCCAUUCCUGCUCUUCCGCCAUUUCCCCGUGUGGUCGAUUCAUAGCCUGCGGCUCUGAGGACAACUGUGCUUACGUGUACGACGUCAGGAGCAGCAGCUACCUCCACAAGCUGCAGAGACACUCCGAAACAGUGCUCAGUGUGGCUUUCAAUCCUGCUACACCACAGCUGCUGACUGGAACUCUAGAUGGGAAACUAAGCCUGUUUGAGCCCAGCAGCGGAGUUCGUCUAUCUCGUGACACAAGCUCUGCUGCACUCAACGUCUCCAACAUGGCCAUGUAAUCACACAGGCUUCUGCAAAGACCAUGCUGCUCCAGCCUGGCCAGUAUUUCUUUUAUUUAUGUACAGAAAAUUAUGCAUUGUCUUGUAUUACUCUUAAUGUCUUUCCUUGCACAUCAGGUUGUCAAAAAUAUUCACCAAUACAGCCACAAUUUGUAUAUUUUUUCUUUUAAAUCCACUCUUUGAUUGACUCUUUGAGAUUGUCACCAGCCUCAUUUCACCAUAAUGUCUUGAUAUAAUAUUUCCUCAAUUAGACGUAAUUACAGCGACAUUAGCCAAAAACAAUCCCAUCAAGUUGCUCCCAUGCGUUCACCCACUUUCAGCGGUGGGGCAGGUCAAGGAUCAAACUGAUGUAGAACAGAUGUAGUAGUACAGCAUGGCUGGCUGUGAUCACCACUUAGCACGAGGCCCAUGACGUCAACUGGGUGCAACCUGCGAGGCUGCCAGGCCAACAGAUGCUGCUACUACGGCUUGUCACAUUGCGCUCAGCUUGGAUUUUCUCUCAGGCCAAACCAAAAUGUCACACCUGCAUGUAAGGGGUUCAGAAUGGAAGUUAACGUGUUACAUUGUUGCUAGGGUUUCUGAUGGCUAUAAAUACAACACUGGCUGAUUAUGAUUACUUUUUUCCAACAAUAUUAUAUCGUAUAUGCCUUGCAGUACUUAAAAUUCACUAUAUACAACUGUUUUUAGCCACAUGUAGAACGUCGAUUCUAGUGGGCCUACAUUCUCACUGUGAGAGCAUUAGUGUAUUUUUGAACUGACUAUCUCAUUAAAUUGCUGAGCUAGCACAGGUCAAAGGUAAAAUCGGUGUGCUGUUCUUUUCUGCCACCUACAGUUGUCAACUGACCUUCAAACUGUCGGGAAUGAUUAUUUUCUUCAAACACAAAUGUUACCCACCUGUUGCAGCCAACCACGCGUUCCGCCCAGGCUUAAAUCAGGGUCUGCAGAUGGAGAAUUGAGCCAGUCAAAGGCAAAAUUGAUUCUGUGGUCUUUUCAGUCAAUCACAAUUAUGGGACUGAAGUUGGUUUCCUUAUUUAUGAAUUUCAUAUUCUCGUAAUUAGUAAGGAUGCUCUGAUCGAUCGGCCACCAAUAAAUGCUUUUCAAUGCUGAUCACAAAAGCCAAUGACCUGUGGCCUGUACUAUUGCAGGCUGCAGCGAUCCCUACAUGCUGUGUAGUGUCUUCCCCUAACGUCUGGGGUGGCGUCCUGUUCCCACUUCCUUCACAUUGCGCAGGUGUGCCAAAACAAAAACAAAUAGGUCUGCCAUGUGAAACUUACCUGCCAACACAUGCCAUGAAAGAUAUCUCACGUGGUUAGCAUGUUAAAAAGCUUUAAUUUAACACCGUUUGAAGAACAAACACUUGACAGACUAUGGUGAAUUUUUGAGGCUCACAGUGUGAUCAUCAGUCAAACGGCUAAGCUAAUAACUCAAAAAUAACUGAAUGAAUUGGAUGAGAUGACCAGCCUUUCUCAGCCGUCGAGGACACCGACCGGGUUCGCGGACUGCUCUCUCGCUUGGAGCCCACCUAUGUGCUGCCUGGAAGUCCUGCUAGGGCUUCGCCAAUAUACUCUCACAUCCAAAGUCUCCUUAAAGAAGUCGUCUCAUCCUCUGUCUGUCUUAAUAUAUUUUGGGUCCCGUGGUAGUCAAGGCACCUUGGAAUUGUCAUAACUUUGCCCCCCUUAUACGGCACCCAUAGCCAAUAGCACUCAUCAUAAAUACAUUUUAAAAAUUAUAAUUACUUCAUGUGAUCGGUAUUGGUACUGGCCAUCGGUAUCGGAAUUGGCAGCAUAAAACCCAGAUCGGAGACUUCCUAGUAGUUAGAGCACAGUAAACCUGUGUACAACCUUCUAUGCACAGUUUUUAAUAUUGUUGCAGUCCCCUAGACAUGACAUAACACCCCCAUAGUCACCUUUACACUCAUACUACCCAAUAUAGUCGACACAAUAACAGAAAAUAAGACAUAAAUAAGACUUGUGCUCAUGUGUGUUGCUGUAAAUGUGUUCCGGUGCUAGCCGACGGGAAGUGACGUCCGAAGCCUGUUUUUUCGGCAAUCAAGUCUGGUGCUUGUGUGUCUCACUGAACAUUACAGUAACAUUACUGACACCUAGUUACCAGUAGAGACAACUACAUAUCACAAUGUCUUUGAAUGCAUCUUCGGAAUGCCUUGUACAGUUGUUCCUCGUUUAUCGUGGUUAAUUGGUUCAGCGACAAGUGAAAAAAGUAGGAUUGAUUCAAUAUUAAGAGACGGAAUAUUUUCGUAGUUAGAGCAUAGAAAACCUGUUUAUGACUUUCUAAAUAUGAUUUUUGCCAUUAUUAGAGCCCUCUAGACAUGAAAUAACACCCCUACAGUCACCUUUACACUCAUAUUACCUAAUAUAGUAGAUAUAAUCUGGGAAAAUAAGCCAUUUAAGAUAUAAAUAAGACUCGUGCUUGUGUGUGUUUUUGUGUGUGCUUGUGUGUGUGUACACGUCUUCCGAACGUGUACACACGAAGUGACGUCGGGGAUUCAGAGUUGAGUUUUAGCUAGGGUAUGGCCACAACAGUAGCCCGGUUUAUUGUUAUGAUGAUGAUGACUGUUAUUAUCACUUAUGUUAUUAUUGUGCCUGUUGUGAGAUAAAUGAUUAGAAAAUAAUAAUACUCUGGUGUUGGCAAUCAAGUCUGGUGCGUAUUACUAAUGACACCUAGUGGCCACUAGACUGCAGUUCAUCAAUGUCUUGUAUUGCCUUAAACUGUAUUUUGUAUUCUAGUUAAUUUAGAACAUAUUUAUGCUGGAAAAUGCUUAAUUUAGGCCAACAAUAGAGUCAUGGAAAAAAUUAUUAGACCACCCUUGUUUCUUCAGUUUCUUGUUCAUUUUAAUGCUUGAUACAAAAAGGCACCUUUGUUUGGGUAAAUGUAACAUUUACAACAAAAAGCUCAUAAGAGUUCAGUUUUCUGGCAGUACAAUGCUAUAGCUAUUCGUGUAAGAGCUUAAGUGAUUUUGGUUAUUAUCAAGAAAACCAUGGAAGUUGCUAGAUAUCAGCUCUUAAAUUCAACUCUUAUGAGCUGUAUAUGUUAUCAUUAUAUAAUGCAUGACUUAUUCAUUAAUAUAUUUUUGAAAAACCCUGAUAGAUUGAAGCUUCAAAAUUCCAAGUGCAAAUGGUGAGUUACAACUGUCCAUCCAAUGGAUGUAUCUCAUUGAUUAUGAAUGCCUAAUAAUGCAAGAUGGCUGGUCAGAGGUCAGAGGUGGCUAUAAUCAUAAUUCUGAUCGACAGAGAUUUGGUUUGAUUGAUCUGCAACUUUCAGUAGUUAAUGUUCAGUGUCAAAGGAAGAAUUCCAUUGAUUUUUUUUUUUUUUACGAUAUUGGACACGUAGUGACAAAGGUAGCUGAGCUCAAAGAUCAAAUGAUUUUGACUUCAGAUUCGAUGCAAGAUGGCGGAGGUGGUUUUGGAGAAAGGUGAAACUCAAAAUUUUCAACUGGUCUUCAAAAUUCCUUUCAUUGUUGUACGCCAAGCAAGAAUGUUGUUGAUAUUGAGUAAUAUCUGGAGGUUGCUGAGGUUUACUCGAUUCAGAGCUCCAACAAUUAACAUUUUUUCUUCAGGCUUUAAGAGAUUUAUUGUUUAAUACCAAAGCAGCAACCCUGUUGAUUAUGAACGACGUCUGAUGCAUGAUAAUUGAGGUAGAUAAUGUCAAAGGUGAAAUCUGUUGAUUAAGAGCUGUGGCAAUUACAAAUUUCAAGUGAUGUACAUCAAACUUUCGAUGGUGCUGUAAUUGUUUUGUGGCAAAGCAAGAACCAACUGGUUGAUUUUGAAUGACAUGAUACAAGAUUAUGGAGGUGACUAAGGCCCAGUGUAAAAUUAAUAUUUUCCAAGGUUCUAAAUAACAGUUUAACAAAUUAUUCCAUACAUAUUGUUUUAUUGUAUUUCAAAGCAAGAACACUGUUGACCUUGAAUAACAUGCGGUGCACAAUGGCUGAGGUAGAUGAGGUCAAACGCCACGUUUUUUUUUAAUCCGAGUUUCACGUGUUUCCCUCUGUAACAGUUUUCUUCCUUUAACAACCAAUAAGCCACAAAAGAGACAAAUACAUUAUGAAAGAUUAUUUUACUACCAACCACUUUUUAUUUUUAUCAUAUUUUAAAUAAGAUAAAUUAGUGUCUUACCGCAAUAAUCUCUGGUCAUAAUGGUGAACUUUUUAUAGAAUGAACAAUCGGCUCGUCUAAAUGGAACCCAAACAUCAGGCAUCACUCAUGCGCUGUCCAUAAAGUAGACAUACUAUAUUUUAUUUGGCACGUCAUCUGAUACUGAAGCUAAUUACACGGUGAUAAGUCAUGAACUCGUCUCGCUUUGCACAAACUGCUCCCGUCUGCCACGUCCAGUAAUAUGUGCCUAAUUAAUAGCGAGGCAUGCAGAUGUUGUGCUAUAUUAGUGAGUAACCAAAAUAAGAGAGUAGGGAUGGAUAUCCAUGAGAUUUAUUGGGUGAGUGAGUUUGUCUAAUACCAUGUUGUAAGUGUGUGUCUUUUUAUGCCACAAAAUGAACUGGCAAGCUUGACUUUGUCCUGUCAUGGUGAGCUUUAGUGUUCCUGCACACAGCAGCAGCUUUCUGCUAGGACAAACACUCGUAAAUUGUCUUUGGAUUAAAUUUAGGUCGCCAGGUCUUCAUUUCAUUGUGCUGGAAUGUGCAUGUGUUAGUGUAUGUGACCUCGCAUCCACCUUAACCUGUAUGAAUUGACAUCCUAUACUGAGAUUCAGUAUCCUCCUGUUGAUAUAUAAUGAUACAUUUGUGUACAUGUGCAUUCCUUGUCUGUGUGAGGUCAUUUCGAGUGCACUCCCUUCAUUGAUCUCACCAGAAAAGAAUGAUGUGUUUAUCCUUCAGCCACACCCGCACAUCCUAAUGUGGUCUUGUCCAAAGUCUGAUCCCUGAUCCCUUAAUUCAAAUGACAAAUGUGUUUUCUAAAGAAUGGGGCUAAAGAAUGACAGUCGACAAGACGGCAGGCACAUUACAAGACAUUCAAAUAAAUGUUAGGGUUUGUGGCCCUAAAUUGUUUACAGUUGACCCUGCACACUCAGAUUAGUUGGAAUUUCAACUCAUUUUCAUAGGAAUAAAGGAAAUAGUGUUCCAGGGUGAAAGUGUAGCCAUAAUGAAUCAGUAAUUAACUCUGCAGGCAAUGUUUUUAAGUUUUGAAAUUCUAAACAAUGAGUGCAAGUGUACAAAGUCAUUAACUACUGUUACUGAAACCGGACGUCACGCAUCUCAUUUGUCCACUUUCAAAUAGCCCUUAAAAGCAUAUUUUUUCACAUGUCAUUAUUCUGUGUGAACAGCACCAAACAUGGAAUCGGACACUGCAAACCCGGGAAUUGUUCUUCUUCAGAGGUAGUAUCAGAGCGAUAACAGAGGCGCCUGUGCAAAAGUUAACCCCGCAAUCGGAGUGUGAAGUUCAACACCUGAGACUCCAGACUUACCGGCCCUGUUGUGUUGAAAGUAGUUGUCGCUGCUCGAGAAAGAUUUUGUUGUUGCUGUUUGUGUGUUUAUUUGGAUCCCCAUUAGUUGCAGCAGAAGCUGCUGCUAUUCUUCCAGGAGUCUGACAGAAAAUACAAGAAAACUAGAAAAUUCAGCAGUAAAAAUACAACAAUAUACAGUAUUGUAUAAUAAAGCGUGUGAUUAGUUGUAUGUACUGUAUGUUGAAUCGACAGACCUGCAGUAUAUUUUAGCACUGAUACUGCUCAAUAAGAAAGAAUAUGGAUUAUAAGAGUGCAACAAUAAUUUAUCCAGACACAGGAAGAAGUCUUAUAAUUUACUUUGGUCUGAGACAAAAAAAAAAAAACAGAUUAGUAGCAGAUGGUGUUCUCCAGUGUGGACACAUAAACACAAGUACAGAACAAUCACAUAAUUCAAUAGAAGACCUUCAUGGAAGACAGAUUACUGAGAACAACCUUUGAGAACCACCCUAAAUACAAGAUGUGGUCGAAUAAUAACACCUUGAAGAUGUAAGGUUAUGAUCAGUAGAGUGGUUCACAUUGUUAGAUGUCAAUUCACAAUGAAUAUUAACCAAAAAUGUAACAUGUCUUUUGUGUGUGUGAGUUGUAAUUGCUGUUGUACUUUAUUUACAGUUUAAUCGACUUCCCGAAGGUGGCCAUUUUUCUCUCAAAUCACCUUUAACCAAAGUGGGUAUAUAAGUGUAUGUAUAUAGUGUGCGUCAGUAGGGGUGAGAUAUUCAGUGAACAAGACGAUUGGGUUUACGAGACGAGAUUUUAACAGUACUUGUAAAAAAGUACAAUGAAAAAAUAUAAAAAUAUGACAAUAUAUUGCAGUCUACUAAUUUAAUUUCUACUACGUUGCACUCUUCUGCGCUCUGUGUGAAUGCUAGCGGCCCCGCCUUCACCCACCGGGACAAAGAGACUGUAUGACUGACAGAGACAAGGAAAAGAGACAUGCAUGCACAUGGCAAUAUAUUCAGGCCGGCAAAAUUAUCGAGUUCAUUUUCAUUUAUUGCGUGAUUAGUUAAUUUAUUAUCAUCCCAGGCCUAGUGCCCACAAGACGUUUUUUUUCCUGAACGAGAAAGCUUGUCACAUUUUAAUCUUGCAAGAUCUUGUUACAAGAGAUUUUGUAUUUUUGUACACUUUUGUAAUAAUCCUUCUCUCGACACCGUUCCCUGCCAAUCGAGGCAGAUGGCCACCCUCCGUGAAGCUUUACUCGUGAAACCUAUACAGGUGGUAUUAAAACUUGUGUCACUCAAAAACUAGUUUCAUCUCACACAGCGAAUGAAUACGUGCUGCACUCUGCAAGGAAGCGGUGUGUACUCAUCUCUCGCACCGCGGAUGAACACAGUGUCUGCCUCAUUCGAAGCUACACCAAGUGAAUAACAUUGCUUAUAAUUAACUUUUUGCACUUCAUUAUGUCUCCCAAGCAUAAGGCAGGCUCUUCUGGUGGAAAUGUGCAGAGGACAAGAAAAGCCAUUACCAUGGAAGUGAAAAUGAACAGCAGAGCUUUGAGAGAGGAGAAACACCCACCGUCUUUUCGGUAUUAAACAACU